Molecule: messenger RNA, 1144 nt
Organism: Hymenoscyphus albidus
Lineage: Eukaryota; Fungi; Ascomycota; Leotiomycetes; Helotiales; Helotiaceae
Source: the annotation of a GenBank genome assembly
AUGGCUGCAAGCAAUACCCGCUUUUGGACCGAAGAAGGAUGGAACGGAUCAGAAGAAAUGAUUCAGAAAAGCAUGAUAAUUUGCACGAGGGUAGCACAUAAACCUCGAAUGAAGUUCGUAUCUAGGACGGCCGCCGAAACGCUGGUUGUGGCGAUACAAGGCGUCCAAUCUGUCAUCGAGUUGACAAGGAGGCGUGGGUGGCUGGCAGAUUUCUCUGGCAACAAUCUUCUAUCCCCUAGCAUUCAUUGGUCUCCUAAGCCUUCCAGCAGCCUACUGGAUCUCUGACGAAGCCACAUAUGCCGAGUAUCAUUCUCAAAUCGGGAAAGCCCUGUCCGAUUCUGGAGGUUACGAGCUUUAUAGGAUCCGUCCAAUGGAAGGUGCGGAAACCUAUCCAAACGAGCAGCAAAUGACAUACGAUUCACACCCAGUAAACAACUGGAGAGGUUGCAUGGUUCGAAUAUUCUUUUUCUUGAUUAUCACAGGCUUCUCAGCAGCAGGUAUUGCUUUUGUACUUCCUUUGAUGCCACCAGAAUGGACAAAUGUCAUGUCCGCCACCAACUAUGUCGAAGUCUGUUUUUAUACCUUUGUCACGAUACCAAUGCUAGGCAUACUGAUGGUCUAUUCUUUCCAAAAUCCACGGACCACAAUUAUCCCUUGUGUGCAACCUCUCUGGUACAAGAUACAUACCGUUCUCCUAUUCGUCUUCAUGCUAGUGUACAUCUCCAUAGCCGCCCUCGAAACCCGGAAGUCCCCUUGCGGAUCAUUCACCACACUUACGGGUUCAGCUCAAUGCGUUGAUGGGGAAGGAGGUGUGCGGCUAAGCUGAGCAGUUGCUUAUGAAGGUGCCCAUGAGCCGGAUGGUAUAUAUGUGUCUCGGUUACCGUUCAAUGUUUCUCUCAAUACAGUCACCUCAGUCAGCAAGGAAUUUGAUGGGGUGUAUUUUGGAUAUUCCAAUGGAAGCCAGACGUUUGUUGAUCUGGUACCGUUCGAUUGGUGGUGUAAGGGCAGUUUGGGUGUCCAGAUGGCUCACAUCGAAAUGCCACAGCGCCACUUAGCGAACUCCUCAGAUUGGUUUUCGAAUCUUGUGGGAAUUCCCGAAUUCACUGCCAAUAUCGAAGCAUAUCUACCAAGAGAAGGCCUAUAA